CGGAUGCAGGAGCAGAGAGCAGCUGGGGAGAGAAAGACUCAAAGGACGUGGUGGGGCACAGCUAGGACGAUGCAGUUCCUGGAUUGGCUAAUAGUAGCCACUUGCCUUCUCCCUGGGGUAACUGCAACCCAGCACUAUCCAGGGCAGCCCAUGAACAGAGCCAGCGUGGGAGGUGGCCUGCAGGAGCCAGAGGCCCCGGAAGUGAUGUUUGAGCUGCUUUGGGCUGGGCUGGAGCUGGAUGUCAUAGGGCAGCUGCACAUCCAGGACGAGGAACUGGCGUCCACACGCCCAGGCCGCCGACUCAGGCUCCUCCUGCAGCACCACGUGCCCAGUGACUUGGAGGGUGCUAAGCAGCGGCUGCAGCAGUUCCAGGACCUGCGGAAAGGGCCUCCUCUUAGCCCUUGGGACUUUGAACACCUGCUCCUCACAAGCCUGUCCUGUGUCUACCGGCUCCAUAAGGCUAGUGAGGCUGAGGAAAGAGGUCGCUGGGCCCAGGUCUUCGCCCUGCUGGCACAGGAAACACUCUGGGACCUAUGCAAGGGUUUCUGCCCCCAGGGGCAGCCCCCUUCUCUGGGACCCUGGGCCUUGAUCCUUGACCCCUUUCCCUGACUCUCCCCAACUCCUACCCCAAGCCAGACCCACCCGGGGCAGUGUUCUUUCCACUGUGUUCAGAUCUCUGGCCUUGGAUUGUACCCUGGAACCCACUUUACCCCUUCCCCAUUUUCUUCCCUGAGCCCUGGCAGGCUAAGAGCCUGGGUCUCAGGCAGCAGGCACAGACUCACGGGUGUGUGUGUGUGUGUGUGUGUGUUGGGGUCAGGGUUUUUUAAGUCCAACCAGUGCUCGGAGUCCCUGAGCCCCAAGUUCCCCAUUUGGACUAGCCAUAGACUAGACAUCUUUAGUCCUGUCUGUUGGAGGAGGAGAGGAGGAAAGCAGGUGGAGAAACAUUACCUUUUCUGGAGGGGGCGGGUGGAGACAGGGAAGCGGAUAUUUUUUGGUCCAUCUCAACAAGGCUCAAAUGAACACCUCGAGUGGGGAGUGAGGCUGUGAGGGCAGAGACAAGCUGAAGCUGGCUAGUGUAGUCCUGAUCCUGUGUAGCUAUUCCAUUAAAUGUUCUGUUCUGGCCUCCUGGAGCCUGUGUCCUUCUAUGCCAGAGUAAGUUGUUUAACCCUUGUCCUGGGCAAAACACCCUCCCUGUCCUGGGAAGGCAGGUGUUGGGGCAACCAGGUAUCAACUCAUUCCUCACACGCCCUGCUAGAAGAAGGAAUG
Messenger RNA from Panthera uncia (snow leopard), 1266 nucleotides. RefSeq names its product family with sequence similarity 180 member B (gene FAM180B). The record is from RefSeq and is a predicted model, not a curated record. The transcript is spliced from 3 exons. NCBI's taxonomy places the organism in Eukaryota, Metazoa, Chordata, Mammalia, Carnivora, Felidae. The coding region runs from base 4 to 609 and encodes 201 amino acids.